Molecule: messenger RNA, 1965 nt
Organism: Fusarium sp. VM40
Lineage: Eukaryota; Fungi; Ascomycota; Sordariomycetes; Hypocreales; Nectriaceae
Source: the annotation of a GenBank genome assembly
AUGGUUAAGCUCAACGCCAUUGCCGCCCUCGCCGCCUCGCUCGCCGCCGUUUCGGCGCAAACCUACCAGCGCCUGGGCACAUGUCCCACGCUCGGUUGUGUUCUCCCCCCGGACCAGAGUGACUUCCUCCCGGGCCAGCUCUUCGACCUCCGUGUCGAGGUCCACGCUCCCGUCAACGGCUCCGAGGCUGCUCAUGAUGGCAAGCCCGACCAGAAGUUCAAGGUGACCAUCGCCAAGAAGGGCGAGAAGGCCAAGGAUUUCGCAAAGGCCUUUGACAUCAAGGAGCCCAAGGUCGAGACCUGGAAGUUCAAGUGGUUCGAGGAUCUCUUUGCCGAGGACGCUGACAAGCCUAGCAUUGUCAACGUUGCGUCCAAGGUUUACCGCAAGAUCUCCCUCAAUGAGCCCGGCACAUACACCGUUACGCUGCACUACUACAACGGCGAGAAGACCACCGCCGAGUGGACCGUUCGCGAGCUUCAGCCCAAGCGAAAGGCCAAGAACGUCAUCUUCUUCAUCGGUGAUGGCAUGACCACUAAUAUGAUCACUGCUGCCCGUCUCUUGGGGCACAAGAGCAUCAACGGAAAGUACCAGACUCUUAUGAAGCUGGACGAGUUCCCCGUCCUCGGUCACCAGAUGACCCACUCGAUCGACAGCUACAUCACCGACUCUGCCAACUCAGCCUCUGCUCUGUACAGUGGUCACAAGAGCACUGUCAAUGCCAUGGGUGUUUACGCCGACUCUUCUCCUGAUCCUUUUGACGACCCCAAGGUUGAGACCAUUGUUGAGAUCUUCAAGCGUAUCUGGGGUGGUGCUUGGGGUGCUGUUUCUACCGCCUACCUUGCCGAUGCUACUCCUAUUGCUCUCACUGGCCACACCCGUGCUCGAGGCCUGUACGGUCCUCUUAUCGACCAGGCUCUGAACGGCAACAGCAACUACAGCUGGACCAAGCACGAGGGCCCCGAUGUUUUCUUCGGCGGUGGUGCCGAGAACUUCCUUCCCAAGGGCUCUUACCAGGGCAAGGACUACUACAAGGAGUUCCAGAAGAAGGGCUACACUGUCUCCCACAACAAGACCUCUCUUCUCAAGGCCGACAAGAGCAAGCGUGCUCUCGGUGUCUUCUGCAAGAGCAACCUGCCCGUCUGGCUCGACCGCAAUAUCUACACAGACAACCUCAAGGACCUCGGCAACGACCCCACCGGUGCUACGGGUGAUGCUAAGGACCUCCCCGGUCUUAAGGACAUGACCCUCAAGGCCAUUGACGUCCUCAGCACCCGUGGCAAGGACAAGGGUUUCUUCCUCAUGUCUGAGGCUGCCUCUAUCGACAAGCAGAUGCACGCCCUUGACUACGACCGUGCUCUGGGAGAUCUUCUCGAGCUUGACGACACUGUCCGUGCUACCAUCGAGAAGCUCAAGAAGCUCGAUAUUCUCGAUGAGACUCUUGUCAUCGUCUCUGCUGACCAUGGACACGGUUUUGAUGUCUGGGGUUCUGCCGACACCGAGUACCUCGCCGAGCAGGAGGACGACCGUGCCAAGCGUCGUGCCAUCGGCACCUACGCCCAGUCCGGCGAGUCCCAGUACACCAAGAAGGCCAAGGGUCUCAACUACGGCACCGGCGCCAACUUCCCCACCAACUGGGAGCCUCGUUACGCCAUUGCCGGUGGUGUCGCUGCCGCCCCUGACCACCGUGAGGACUACAAGGUUCACAAGAACGGUCCCCGCGAGGCCGCCGUCGAGCUCAAGGACGGUGACUACUACGUCAACCCUGAGGAUGCCCCCAAGGGAUUCGUUGUCAACGGCACUAUCAGCACUGAGAACGCCCAGGGUGUUCACUCGCUGACUGACGUGCCCGUCUACGCUCUUGGUCCCUGCCAGGAGACUUUCGGUGGUACAUACAACAACGUCGAUAUCUUCUACAAGAUCUCCAACUGCCUGGGUCUUGCUCGGGCCCAGAAGAACGGCUACUAA